This is a messenger RNA of Knipowitschia caucasica, 7104 nucleotides long. NCBI's taxonomy places the organism in Eukaryota, Metazoa, Chordata, Actinopteri, Gobiiformes, Gobiidae. The record is from the annotation of a GenBank genome assembly.
AUGGAGAAGCCAAGAACUAAGAAAGACAAGUUCUUGUUUUUUGGCUCCCGCUCCAACAAUAAGACCAGUGGUGCCCAGUCUUCUCCCUCUUCCUCUUCCUCCUCCCCCGUACUUCCAUCACCUGCAGUUAAAAAACCUGAUAACCAGUCCUCACCGGGUCUGAACCUGAAUAAAGCUGAAUUCUUGGAGAGGGUUCGUCGCAGUAACCAGGCUUGCCAGCAGGGGGAGUAUGAGCUGGCUGUUCGUUUGUACAGCGAGGCCCUUUCGGCGGAUCCCCAAAACUGCAUCUUGUACAGUAACCGCUCCGCUGCCCGCCUGCGCCUUGGCCAGUACAACACAGCUCUGGACGACGCGAUCAAGGCACGACUCAUCAACCCCAAAUGGCCAAAGGCCUACUUUCGCCAGGGGGUUGCCCUUCAGUACUUGGGUCGUCAUGCCGAUGCCCUGGCAGCUUUUGCCUCUGGUUUGGCCCAGGACCCCAAGAGUCUCCAGCUGCUGGUCGGCAUGGUGGAAGCUGCCAUGAAGUCUUCACUCAGAGACACGCUGGAGCCCACCUACCAGCAGCUGCAGAAGAUGAAGUUGGAUAAGAGUCCGUUUGUGGUGGUCUCUGUCAUUGGUCAGGAGCUGCUCACUCAUGGUUUUCAUGGGGCUUCUAUCGUGGUUCUUGAGGCAGCUCUGAAGAUUGGCACCUGCUCACUGAAACUGCGUGGAUCAGUCUUCUCCGCACUGAGCUCUGCCUACUGGUCUUUAGACGACAAAGACAAAAGUAUGACAUACAUGCUGCAAGAUCUCGAGGUUUCCAAAACUUUAGGUGACCAGUCAAGUGAAUGCCGAGCUCAUGGGAAUCUUGGUUCUGCGUUAUUCUCUAAAGGCAGCUAUAGAGAAGCACUGGCGAACCACAGGCAUCAACUGGUGCUGGCCAUGAAGCUCAAGGACAGUGAUGCUGCUUCUGAUGCUCUGAGUCGUCUCGGUCAUGUGUACACAGCGAUCGGCGACUAUCCCAACGCUCUGGCCAGCCAUAAGCAGUGUGUGCUGCUGGCGCGACAGAUGCAGUGUCGAACCUCCGAGGCUCGGCAGAUCGGAAACAUGGGAGCAGUGUACACCGCCCUGGGAGACUUCACCAACGCUGUCCAGUGCCACGAACAACACCUGCGCAUCGCAAAGAUAUUAGAAAACAAAUGUGAAGAAGCACGUGCAUACAGCAACCUGGGCAGCGCCUACCACUCUCAACGGGACUUUGACAAGGCCAUUUCAUUCCAUACGUGUGUUUUAGAGCUGGCACAUGAACUGAAGGACAAAUCUGUGGAAAUGAGGGCCUACGCUGGUCUGGGACACGCUGCCCGCUGCAUGCAAGAUUUCGAGAGGGCGCUUCAGCAUCACCAGCGACAACUUGACAUCGCAGAAGAGUUGGCAGACAGAUCGUCGCAGGGCAGAGCAUCUUCCAAUCUAGGAAUUAUACACCAGAUGAAAGGGGAGUUUGAAGCAGCGAUGAAGUUUCACAAAGCUCACCUGUCGAUGGCUCAGGAGCAAGGGGACUACGCAGCACAGGGACGGGCCUAUGGAAACAUGGGUAAUGCAUUUCACGCACUGGGGUUGUACGACCAGGCUGUGCGCUACCAUCGGCAGGAGCUGCAGAUAUCACUGGAGGUUAAUGACCGUCAAUCUCAGGCCUCCACUCACGGUAACUUAGCUGUAGCCUACCAAGCGCUGGGGGCACAUGACAGAGCUCUACAGCACUACCUUCACCAUUUAACUAUAGCUCAGGAGCUCAGGGACACUCAGAGUGAGGCGAGAGCGCUGGUAAACCUAGGGAACUUUCACAGCUGUAGAGGGGAAUAUGUUCAGGCCCUGCCAUAUUAUCAACAGUACCUCGUUCUUGCUCCUAGUUUGCAGGAUCUUGAAGUCGAAGGAAAAGUGUGCCACAACCUUGGUUAUGCGCAUUACUGUCUUGGUCAAUACAAAGAUUCUGUCAGGUAUUAUGAGCAGGACCUCGGCUUGGCAAAGGACCUCCAUGACAAACUGUCCCAGGCAAAAGCCUAUUGUAACCUUGGACUAGCGCACAAAGCACUGGGAGAGUACACUAAAGCAGAGGAGUGUCAGCGAUAUUUGCUCUCUUUAGCACAAGCGUUGGAAAACUCACAGGCUAUAUUUAGAGCCUUGGGCAACCUUGGCGAUGUGUGUGUAAGUCGAGGGGAUCUUUCUGGAGCAGUGAAGUUUUACCAGAAGCAGUUAAGCCUUGCACAUAAGGUCAAGGAUCUGAAAAUGGAAGCUGAUGCUUACUCCUCCCUGGGCUCAGUACACAGGCUUCUCCGCCAGCUGGAUGCUGCCUUAUCUUUUCACAGUCAAGAACUGACUGUCCUUAAAGAUCUGAAUGACAAGCAGGGAGAGUGCCGUGCUCUUGGACACUUGGCGGCGGUUCAUAUGGCUCUGGGAGACUAUACCACAACAUUUCAAUGUUAUAAAAGUCAGCUGUACUUAACCCAAGAGCUAAAAGAUGCACGGUUAGAAGCCCAGGUUCACGGCAACAUGGGCAUCACCAAAAUGAACAUGGGAGUGUUUGAGGAGGCUAUAGGUUAUUUUGAGCAGCAGCUUGCUAUGCUGCAGCAACUCAGUGGGACACAAGGUAUGCUGGACAGAGGCCGAGCCUUUGGGAACCUGGCAGACUGCUACACUGCUUUAGGAGACUACGAGGAAGCAAUUCAAAACUUCGAGAAGUACCUUACUGUGGCUCAAAGCCUUAACCAUGUUAAAGAUCAGGAGAAGGCCUAUACAGGACUUGGAAAUGCUCACAGGUCUAUGGGCAGUUUGCAGCAGGCACUGGUGUGUUUUGAGAAGCGGCUGGUGGUGGCACAUGAGCUUGGUGGAGAGGGAGAAAGUAAGGCUCAAGCAUACGGUGAGCUGGGCACCUUACACAGCCAGCUGGGAAACUAUGAACAAGCACUUUCUUGUCUGGAACAUCAGCUCGCAUUAGCACGAACCGCUGGGGAUAAAUCACUUGAAGCAGAGGCCAGUGACACUCUUGGUAAUGUGUAUCGAAUGAUGGCAGAUCAUGAAACAGCACUACAGUGGCACCAAAGGGCUCUGGAUAUUACUGAACAGAAUGGAUGUAUCAGGAGUCAAGGUCGAGCUUAUGGAAACCUGGGGCUCACUUAUGAAGCGUUGGGAAACUUUGAGAGGGCCGUGGUUUUCCAGGAGCAGCACCUAAGUGUUGCUGCACAAACAAACGACCUUACAGCAAAAACAAUUGCCUAUGGGAGUCUGGGAAGGCUACACCACGCACUGCAAAACUACUCCCAGGCUGUCAUGUAUCUGCAAGAAGGUCUUCGUCUAUCUGAGCAGCUCGGACGCAGAGAAGAAGAAGCCAAGAUACGCCACCGUCUGGGUCUGUCAUUAUGGGCCAGUGGAAACCUUGAGGAGGCUCAACACCAGUUGUACAGAGCAUCUGUCCUAUUUGAGACAAUACGGCACGAGACACCUCACAGUAUGGACUACAAACUGUCUUUGUUUGAUCUGCAAACCAGCUCCUACCAGGCUCUCCAAAGAGUUCUCGUCAGCAUGGGUUGUCAUGAUGAGGCUCUGGCAAUCGCAGAGCGCGGCCGCACUCGGGCUUUUGCCGAUUUAUUAGUAGAACGCCAGAAAGAAACUCAGCAGAUGCCUGGAGCCGACCCAUACACACCUGUUACACUUGAGCACCUCCUGGAUACAGUCAAUAGUCAGAAAGCCAUGGUGCUCUACUUUUCUCUAGCAGGGGGUUUUCUGUACAGCUGGCUUAUCCCUCCAGGAACAGGCAUUGUAAAGUUUCAUGAGGUCUACCUUGGAGAGACUGAGGACAAUCAUGGAAAUGAAAGUCCUAAGGAGUUUAGUGCUUUUACAUUAGAUCAAUACAUCAGCAAUGCCAGAGAGGCUUUAGGAGUGGAUGGAAUCUAUAGCAGAGUGUGCUCCAACAGUGAGACUGAGAGUGAAGCAGGGGACUUGAUGGAGCAACAGUUUGACGAGGUUAACAAUAAACUUGCGUCUGCAGAUCCCACUGGCUACCUCCGCAUGGUGUUCAGAAACCACCCUUUUAACAGAAGCUGGCAGAGCAUGGCUAGUUUAAAUAGUGCCACCAUGUUUCCAGGGAAAGAAGGGUUGUUCUCCUCUCCCCUCCGCCCUUCAAAUAUAGGCAAACCACCACUUCGGGCUCUUUAUGAUUUGCUUAUUGCUCCAAUGGAAGUGGGUUUGAUGCAUAAUAGUGGACCUGUGGGGAGACACAGACAGUUGGUUUUGGUGCUUGAGGGAGACUUGUACUUGAUCCCAUUUGCUUUACUCCAAGGCAGUUCUUCUAACGAGUACCUUUAUGAAAGGUUUGAUCUAAUAGCUGUGCCAUCAUUAUCCAGCUUAGAAGAUUCUGUUAAGGUUCUUUCUCGUCGUGGUGGAACUCUACUUUGUUCUGAUGGAGGGUCGGUUGCUGCAGUGGACUUUCUCCUCACUGCUGCUGACAUACUGGGUCUCUGUCUGAAUGUAAAAUUAGUAGUUUUAAGGUUAUACCCAGAGUCUAGCGGUAAGGUCACAGCUGAUGGUGUGGUGGGACUAACCCGAGCCUUCCUGGCCGCUGGAGUGCAGUGUGUGUGUGUGUCUUUAUGGCCUGUGCCAAUAGCUGCCUCCAAACUAUUUAUGCACACGUUUUAUACCUCACUUAUGAAUGGGACCAAAGUCAGCUCAGCUCUGACAGAAGCUAUGAAGGUUUUGCAGAGCAGCAAACACUUCUCACAUCCAUCCAACUGGGCAGGGUAUGUUCUUAUUGGUAAUGAUGUCAAGAUUAACAGUACCAUGUCUUUGGUUGGGCAAGCACUGACGGAAAUCCUCCAAUAUCCAGAAAAAGCCAGAGAUGCCCUUAGAGUAAUUUUGCACUUGGUUGAGAAAUCUUUGCAGCGUAUUCAUAGCGGACAGUGCAAUCCCAUGUACACAUCACAACAAAGUGUUGAAAAUAAGGUUCGAGGAGUGCCGGGGUGGCAGGCGUUGUUAUCUGCUGUGGGUUUCAGGUUGGAUUUCUCUGGAGAAGGUAGCUCUCUUCCAGCCGCUGUGUUCUUUCCAACUUCAGACCCAGGAGACCGACUUCAACAGUGUAGUAACACUCUCCAGUCCCUUCUUGGUCUCACACCUACUGCUCUCCAGGCGCUCUGCAAACUGGUAACAGCGAGAGAAGCUGGUGAACAGCUUGUUCAGAAGUUACACCAAGUCCUGGUACAGCUGCAGUUAUCUGACAAAGACCAAGACUUCUCUCUGGGUCCUAUUCAAGUGUCAAUAAGUGUACAGCUUUGGAGGCUCCCUGGUUGCCAUGAGUUUCUUGCAGCUUUAGGGUUUGAUCUUUGUGAAGUGGGUCAGGAGGAGGUUGUCUUAAAGACGGGAAAGCAGGCUAGUCGGCGCUGUAUGUAUUUCGCCCUGCAAUCGCUUUUGGCUCUAUUCGACUCGCCAGAGCUUCCUAAGCGGCUGAGCAUGGACAGUUCGUCUUCUUUAGAGUCCUUGUCAUCAUCACAGUCUACAGUUCAGCCACAUUCACUUCCAGCCUCCUUUGGCUGCUACCCAGCACAGUCCUCCUUUUUAGCUCCUAUGUGUCCUGACAACCUCUCCUGUGAUGCAAUCUCUGUGUACAGUCUCAGUUCACUCGCCUCCUCUCUCAGUUUUUUGUCCCGUCCAGAACCUGCUGGAAGUGACAUCAUCAGCCAGCGCUCAAAUCCUGUAGACCACAGCAAAAGUGCUGGCCUCUACUCAUUGCCUCGACACGCUGCUUUGUCCAGAGGGCGACAGACCAACCAUAAUGGAGCCACGUUAGGGGAAGGAGAGGAGGACGAGUACCAGGGAUACUCCAUAAUAAGCAGUGAGCCUUUAGGGCGCGGUGGGAGAGACUCCAGAGACUGUGACACUCUGCCAAAACCUUCUGGACAAAAACAAGGCUCAACUGGUAGAGGAGCAGCUUCUGGAAGUGUUAGCACACCUACCUCUCCUGUUAAAGCAGCAGCACUGCCUAUAAAAGUUACAACAACUUCAAAUCUAAAACAGAACAAUUUUUCUUCACCGAAGAAUGGGAAGGGGAAAGCAAGCAGCUCCGAGUCUGAUCAUCCUUCUGCACCAGAGGGGGCGCUGUGGAGUUGGAUGACGCCAGUGCGCGGCGCAGACGGGGUGACGAAGAUGGUGCUCAUCAAGGAAUACCGUGUGCUAUUACCAGUCUCUGUGGAAGAGUAUCAAGUGGGACAGCUAUACUCUGUGGCUGAGGCUAGUAAAAAUGAAACUGGGGGAGGAGAAGGCAUUGAGGUGCUGAAGAAUGAGCCCUAUGAGGAGGAUGGAGAAAAGGGACAAUAUACCCACAAAAUUUAUCAUUUAAAAAGUAAAGUACCGGCUUAUGUAAAGAUGAUUGCCCCAGAAGGUGCAUUAGUUUUUCAUGAAAAAGCCUGGAAUGCCUACCCUUACUGUCGUACCGUUGUUACGAAUGAGUACAUGAAAGAUGACUUUGAGAUCAAGAUUGAAACAUGGCACAAGCCAGACAUGGGAACUUUAGAAAAUGUUCACAAUUUAGAUGAGCAGACGUGGGGGACCGUAGAGGUGGUCCCAAUUGAUAUUGCAAAUGACGAAGUAGCUUCUGCGGAUUAUAAAUCGGAAGAAGAUCCUGCUAUUUUCCACUCUUCCAAGACAAGCCGAGGACCUCUUGGUCCAGAAUGGAAGAAUGAAAUGAAGGCAGACUGUCCUCACAUGUGUGCUUACAAACUGGUCACAGUCAAAUUUAGAUGGUGGGGACUGCAAACGAAAGUGGAAAACUUCAUUCAUAGGCAAGAAAAGCGUAUUUUCACCAACUUCCAUCGUCAACUAUUCUGCUGGAUUGAUAAAUGGGUGGGUUUGACAAUGGAGGACAUCAGGCGAAUGGAAGAGGAGACCCAGAAGGAGCUUGAAGAGAUGCGUCAAAAAGGAGAAAAGCAGGCUGACUCCGUAAAACCGGUCCGAUUCGAGGCACCAGUGCUGCUCAUGAGCAAUGAGGCAAAACAACCAAACCCUGGCAUGAUGUCUUCAGAGCCCACCGUGACGCAGGGGGCUCCACAACUCUCUUCUUCCUUCAGUUCACUGGGGGUUUGA